CUUUUUUGAACCGAUACUACACAUCGAUGUUUUAUUGCUGUCAUAUAUAAACCUAACCUAAAUUUAUUGAUAUAAACAAAAACAGAAACGCUGAAUUGAGUGUUGUUUAUAAUGGUGUUUUAGGAAGGCGAAAGUGAAGUGCUGUAAGAGUGAUGCAGGAUUUGAACUAAUUGUUUUCUAUUCUAAAUUUAUUAUAAUCGUAUACCAACAAAAAUGGCCCAAGAUGCAAGUGUUAAAGUUGAAUCUAUUGAAGCAUUAACAAAGGAAGCCAAUUCUUUGAAAACCAAACUUGAAGAUGAACGUCAAAAACUAAAUGAUGUUACACUGAGCACAGUUGCCGAGAGGCUUGAUGUGAUCAACUAUCUCAACAUCAAACCUCGUAGGGUGCUCAAGGGUCACCAGGCUAAAGUCUUGUGUUCAGAUUGGUCGCCUGACAAGCGGCAUAUUGUCUCAUCUUCUCAGGAUGGUAAGAUGAUUAUUUGGGACGCUUUUACCACUAACAAAGAGCAUGCUGUCACCAUGCCCACAACUUGGGUGAUGGCUUGCGCUUAUGCUCCUACUGGAGGCAUGGUGGCUUGUGGUGGCUUAGACAACAAAGUAACUGUGUACUCUUUGACUCUGGAAGAAGAUGUAGCUGCAAAGAAGAAGACUGUUGGAACGCACACCAGUUAUAUGUCUUGUUGCACAUUUCCUAACUCAGAUCAGCAGAUACUGACAGGUAGUGGUGACUCUACUUGUGCACUGUGGGAUGUGGAGUCAGGUCAGCUCCUCCAGACAUUCCAUGGUCAUGCUAGUGAUGUGAUGGCGAUCGAUCUUGCUCCAUCGGAGACUGGCAACACUUUUGUCUCUGGGAGCUGUGACAAGAUGGUCCUGAUCUGGGACAUGAGGACUGGUCAAUGUGUCCAGUCAUUUGAGGGCCAUCUCUCCGACAUUAACAGUGUCAAGUUCCACCCUAGCGGCGACGCUGUGGCCACCGGCUCUGACGAUUCCACAUGUCGCCUCUUCGACCUGAGAGCAGACAAGGAAGUUGCAGUUUACAGUAAAGAGAGCAUAAUUUUUGGAGCAAAUUCAGUAGAUUUUUCAGUUAGUGGACGGCUGCUGUUUGCCGGUUACAAUGACUACACGGUGAACGUCUGGGAUACACUGAAGUGCGUACGGGUCAACCUCCUGUAUGGCCAUGAGAACAGGGUGUCAUGUCUCCAGGUGUCUCCGGAUGGCACUGCUCUCUCCACUGGCUCCUGGGAUUAUACUCUCAGGGUGAGUAGGAUUACAUUCAGAGACUUGUGCUUCUCCGGUGUAAAGUGGAAACAAAGAUUGAAUUCUUCAUCCUGCUUUGCUCAUCAUAUAGAUCUAAUGAUGAAAUAGAAAUUAAAGAAGGAAAUGAUAUUGAGG
Molecule: messenger RNA, 1392 nt
Organism: Homalodisca vitripennis (glassy-winged sharpshooter)
Lineage: Eukaryota; Metazoa; Arthropoda; Insecta; Hemiptera; Cicadellidae
Product: guanine nucleotide-binding protein subunit beta-5-like
Biological process (GO): G protein-coupled dopamine receptor signaling pathway; G protein-coupled receptor signaling pathway
Cellular component (GO): cytoplasm; heterotrimeric G-protein complex
Molecular function (GO): signaling receptor complex adaptor activity; protein binding
Source: RefSeq, a predicted model, not a curated record